Messenger RNA from Misgurnus anguillicaudatus (oriental weatherfish), 1760 nucleotides. RefSeq names its product free fatty acid receptor 2-like. The record is from RefSeq and is a predicted model, not a curated record. Lineage: Eukaryota; Metazoa; Chordata; Actinopteri; Cypriniformes; Cobitidae. Gene Ontology annotation, biological process: cellular response to fatty acid; G protein-coupled receptor signaling pathway. Gene Ontology annotation, molecular function: G protein-coupled receptor activity. Gene Ontology annotation, cellular component: plasma membrane.
AGUUUGCCCAAACUUGUUGAGAUCAGAAGAGAAAAUUCCUCAUGUAGUAAGAAGUUGGCCAAGGGUUGUAGAAAUGACUUGGACAGUGGCUCUCAGUAACCUGGUGUUAGCAGUGUAUGGAUUUACUUUCAUCACAGGUCUUCCCGCCAACCUUUUGGCUUUUUACGCCUUCUGCCGGAAGAUUCACAAGAAGUCCACACCUAUGGAUGUCCUCCUGCUCAGCUUAACUAUUUCAGACCUGAUCUUCCUCUUUAUCUUGCCGUUUCGUAUGAUAGAUGCGGCAAACACCGAGUGGAUGCUUCCGUACGACUUCUGCCUUUGGACGGGUUUUAUCUCCUACUCCACCAUCUACAACAGCACCGUUCAUCUGACGGCCAUCAGCGUCGAGCGCUACCUGGGUGUGGCCUUCCCCAUAAAAUACAAGUUAAAACGCAAUCCCAGAAAUGCAGCAAUAGCUGUCGUUUUUAUCUGGUUGAUUUCCUUUGCACACUACAGUAUAGUCUAUAGCAUGCAAUACCACAAUCGCUCAAGCCCGAACAUCACCGACCCAUCUGAGAGGAGGGACACCUGCUACAAGGAAUUUAGCCAGAAAGAGGCGAGGAUCCCUGUGCCGCUUCGUCUGGAGAUUUUCGGCGUCCUCCUCUGUGCACCGUUUCUCAUCUGCUGCUUCUGCUACAUCAAGUUCAUCCACAUCCUCUACAAUCUACCAGACAUGAAUGCCAAGAUAAGAAAGCGAGCCAUCGGGAUGGCUGUGGCAACACUGUUUGUGUUUAUUAUCUGUCUCAUGCCCUUCAGCAUAUCAAAUGUUGUGGGAUAUGGUGACAGCAACGGCACCGAAUGGAGGCUGUAUGCUUUGGUUACCUGCACACUGAACGCGUGUCUCGAUCCUUUCAUCUUCUACUUUUCUUCUUCAGCGUUCAGAGAGACUUUCAAGAGCGUCUUACGAGAGCUGAUCAGGCGCAUGGCCAUGCUUGGGUGCCACUCAGCUUCUUCUGUCUCUUGUUUAAAGAUGGGACAGCAGAGGAGAGAACAGAGAGAUCACAUCCCAAUGACAUAAUAAAAUAACAUUUGUGGUGUUGGAUAUGUUGAGUGCUGUGGAUGUGAGGAUUGGGAGAAUCUCUGAGGUUUAGAAGAGCGUCAGUGUUAUGCUUGUUAUUUAGUUAACUGUAACCAAUGGAUGUAAAUCAAAGCCAAUUUAAUGAAAUUCUGCAGAAAUUCUAUAUUUUCACUAUUUUCUUUACAUUAUGUAGGAUGAUGUAAAACGGGGAUUUACAUUUUUGUAAAUCACAAAAAAUUACUAUUUUCACAGACACGGUCACAUAUUUUAACCUGCAUGUAGGCUUUUUGGCUCUAUCAUUCAAAAUAUAUUUAAGUUAGAUUAAUAUUUUUUUACACAAUCGACACACAUCUUUGCUACAAUUGAACACCUAAAGUUUGUUUGUGGGACCGUUAUCGUACAAUUACACCGAAACUAAGUGACCCAAUCCAUAGAUGGGAUUCAUUGUAACAAACAGAGGGUUUAUUGUUUCAUUUAACACAAAUAAUUCAAUAAAAUUCUGUCUAUAUACUAAAGGUGGAUAUUGUUUCUAUAUCUGCCUAUAAUAGAUAGAUAUCCAUACAUUCAUCCAUCCAUCAUCCUUCAUCUAACCAUCCUUGUGUUAUGCAGCAAUGCAUAGAAAUAGAUUUUCUGAAAAAAAAAAGUUCAUAAUUGUGAGUUAUUUCUCUUGAUAUUGCAUUUUCAGUUAUCAUUUUGAUGAAUU